Molecule: messenger RNA, 1392 nt
Organism: Lodderomyces parapsilosis
Lineage: Eukaryota; Fungi; Ascomycota; Pichiomycetes; Serinales; Debaryomycetaceae
Gene: PHO113
Product: acid phosphatase
Exons: 1
Coding region: 1-1392 (463 amino acids)
Cellular component (GO): fungal-type cell wall
Molecular function (GO): acid phosphatase activity
Source: RefSeq, a predicted model, not a curated record
AUGGUUGCUGUUUCAAAUUUGCUCAACAGUGGGUUAUUAUUAGUUAGUCAAAACAUCUAUCAAGAUGUUGCUACUCCUCAAGAAAUGAAGGUUGACGGAUAUAACAUCUUGAAUUUCCUCGGUGGGCUGGGUCCCUACAUUAGUAGAGAGUCAUACGGUAUUGACCCGGCUAUUCCAGAUGGAUGUACCGUCCAACAAGUACAAUUGUUGUCGAGACACGGUGAAAGAUAUCCUUCGAAGAAUGUGGGGAAGAAGUUGGAAAAAAUUUACAAAAAGUUUCAAGACUUCAAUGGUACAUUCACAGGGGAUUUGUCCUUUUUAAAUGACUAUGAAUACUUUGUUCCUGACACUACUCAAUACGAGAAGGAAACCUCACCAAAAAAUUCUGAAGGUACAUUUGCUGGCACUACUGAUGCCUUGAGACAUGGUGCUGCCUUCAGAGCUAAGUAUGGUUCAUUGUACGAUGAAAACUCAACGUUGCCAGUAUUUUCAUCAAACUCUGGCCGUUGUUACGAAACCUCAAGAUAUUUUGCUAGGGGUUUUCUCGGUGAUGAUUUUGAUGAAGACAAGACGGUUAAGUUUAGUAUUAUUGACGAGGCAGCAACUUCCGGAGUCAACAGCUUAACACCAAGAAACUCAUGUCCUAACUAUGAUAAUUCAAUCAAUGACGAAACAGUUGCCAAGUACAACACCAGCUACUUGCAAACCAUAGCCGAUAGAUUGAACAAGCCUAACCCAGGUUUGAACUUGACCGCCCUGGAUGUCAACUCCUUUGUCAAUUGGUGUGCCUUUGAAAUUAAUGUUCGCGGAAGCUCACAAUUCUGUGAUUUGUUUACUAACGAGGAGUAUAUCAAGGCCUCGUACGCCAAUGAUUUGUCAAACUACUACUCCAAUGGUCCAGGUAAUAACUUCACUAAAACUAUUGGAUCCACUUUAUUGAACGCCUCGUUAAACUUGUUGAAGGAUGACUCUGCUAGCAACAAAAUUUGGUUGUCCUUCACUCAUGAUACUGACUUGGAGAUUUAUCACAGCGCAUUGGGGAUUGUAGAACCUUUAUCUGAUCUCCCAACGGACUACAUUCCUUUCCCCAACCCAUAUGUCCACUCAUCAAUUGUCCCUCAAGGGGCAAGAAUUUACACCGAAAAGUUCCAAUGCGGUGAUGACUCCUAUGUCAGAUACAUAGUCAAUGACGCUGUUGUCCCCAUUGAAAAAUGUGCCACUGGCCCUGGCUUCUCAUGUAAGCUUGAUGAUUUUGAAAACUAUCUCAAUGAGAGAAUCGGAAGUAUCGAUUUUGUCAAGGAGUGUGGUCUCAACUCUUCUGUUCCACAGGAAGUGACAUUUUACCAAGAUUACAAUGAGAAAGUUUACAAUGCCACUUUAGGUGAUUUUUAA